CCGUCAGAUUUCGUCAGUUUAGACUUUACUACUUUAGACUUAGUGUUGUUCCAAAUGCUGCUGCAACUACAACAAGGUGUUCUCUGCUCAUUGCAUACCAGUAACAAGCAUGCUCCUUUUUUCUCCAUUAAAUCUUCUUUAAUGGAUUCCACCAACUUUACUUCUUCUUCUUCUGUUUCUCUCAAGUCCGUUAAGAGUAAUAUACAUCCUUUUAUCUCUUGUAAAGCUUCAAUUGAAUCUCCUAAUUCUUCAAUCAAGAGUGAGAAUUUGCCUGUUCAUGGUGUGUCUGAAAAGAUUGUGGGUGUUCUGGGAGGUGGCCAGCUCGGUCGCAUGUUAUGCCAAGCUGCUUCAGAAUUGGCCAUCAAAGUAGCAAUUUUGGACCCAUCUCAGAACUGUCCAGCUAGUUCUUUGGCAUAUUAUCAUAUGGUAGGGAGCUUUGAUGAUAGCGCCACAGUUGAGGAAUUUGCAAAGAGAUGCGGAGUUUUGACGGUAGAGAUCGAGCAUGUUGAUGUUGCCACACUUGAUAAACUUGAACAACAAGGAGUUGAUUGCGAACCCAAAGCCUCUACCAUUAGGAUAAUUCAGGACAAAUAUCUUCAAAAGUUACACUUUUCUCGACAUGGAAUCCCUUUGCCUGAGUUUAUGGAGAUAGAUAGUGUUGAAAGUGCCAGGAGGGCUGGAGAGCUAUUUGGCUAUCCUCUUAUGAUUAAAAGUAAAAGGCUUGCCUACGAUGGACGUGGUAAUGCUGUUGCUAAGGGUGAAGAGGAUCUUUCUUCUGCAGUUGCAGCUCUCGGGGGAUAUGAGCGAGGUCUAUAUGUUGAGAAGUGGGCUCCAUUUGUAAAGGAGUUGGCGGUCAUUGUUGCUAGAGGAAGAGACAAUUCUAUCUUGUGCUAUCCUGUUGUUGAAACUAUACACAAGGAAAACAUAUGUCACAUAGUUAAGGCUCCGGCUGUUGUACCAUGGAAAGUAAGAAAACUAGCCACUGAUGUUGCACAUAAAGCUGUAAGUUCGUUGGAAGGAGCAGGCGUCUUUGCAGUAGAAUUGUUUUUGACAGAGGCUGGAGAGAUUCUGCUGAAUGAAGUGGCCCCCAGACCGCAUAAUAGUGGGCAUCAUACUAUCGAAUCUUGUUACACCUCACAGUAUGAGCAACACUUGCGAGCAGUUGUUGGUCUUCCACUUGGUGAUCCAUCAAUGAAGACAAUAGCUGCAAUAAUGUAUAAUAUACUAGGAGAAGAUGAGGGGGAACCUGGUUUCCUUUUAGCUCACGAACUUAUGAGAAGAAGUCUAACUGUGCCAGGGGCUUCAGUUCAUUGGUAUGACAAGUCAGCAGAAAUGAAAAGGCAACGUAAGAUGGGUCACAUCACCAUUGUUGGCUCUUCUAUGGGCAUCGUGGAGGGGCAUCUAAAAUCCUUGCUGAAACAAGACAAAACAGAUGGUGCAAUCUCGGUUCGAGUUGGGAUUAUAAUGGGAUCUGAUUCAGAUCUUCCUGUCAUGAAGGAUGCUUCACGGAUUUUAGAUAUGUUUGGAGUGGAACAUGAGGUGAGAAUUGUUUCUGCUCACAGGACCCCAGAAAUGAUGUUUUCAUAUGCUAAGUCUGCUUGGGAACGAGGUAUCCAAGUCAUCAUUGCUGGUGCUGGUGGUGCAGCACAUUUGCCAGGAAUGGUUGCAGCACUUACUCCUGUGCCAGUAAUUGGUGUUCCUGUACGUGGUUCCUCGAUGGAUGGACUUGAUUCCCUCUUAUCAAUUGUGCAGAUGCCUAGAGGGGUUCCUGUUGCAACAGUUGCAAUAAACAAUGCAACAAAUGCUGGGCUUCUCGCAGUGAGGAUGUUGGGAGUUGGUGAUUCAGAUCUAAAGUCUAGAAUGGCCCAAUAUCUUGAAGAUGCUAGGGAUGAAGUGCUGGUAAAGGCUGAUAGGUUACAUAAAGAUGGUUGGGAAGUGUACUUGAAUAAUUAAGAUGCUUUCUCAUUCAACAUAAAUGCGGAACUGCAUGUUGGAGGUUUAGAUUAGUGUACCUCUGGAAGCAAGUUAUACAACUACUAAAAUCUUAGGAGGAGGUUACUUAUGGUGAUACCAGAUAAAUUACAUAUGUUGUAAACUUUAGAUCUAUUGAUACAGGAAGAAGAAAAUAAAAUAUGUUAUAGAGGGUACAUUACAUUAUUCACAGGGUUAUCCUAACCUUGUAGUUUUGCAUGAUCUAGAAAGACCUUUGGUUCAGAUUUUGUAUUCUUAGUGUUUCAACUGGGUUACCUGUGGUCCAAAGUCUAUAAAAGAUGGGGGUACACCAUGAAAAAGCUAGUACCCCUUGUUACAUCUUC
Molecule: messenger RNA, 2315 nt
Organism: Beta vulgaris subsp. vulgaris (sugar beet)
Lineage: Eukaryota; Viridiplantae; Streptophyta; Magnoliopsida; Caryophyllales; Amaranthaceae
Product: phosphoribosylaminoimidazole carboxylase, chloroplastic
Exons: 16
Coding region: 55-1953 (632 amino acids)
Biological process (GO): 'de novo' IMP biosynthetic process
Cellular component (GO): chloroplast
Molecular function (GO): metal ion binding; phosphoribosylaminoimidazole carboxylase activity; ATP binding
Source: RefSeq, a predicted model, not a curated record